AUGGAUUUCUCUGUCCACAUGCAGUUUGUAAGAAAAGAAAGUUUAUACACUGAGAACUCUAAGCUACUUCAUGUCAACGUCACAAAAGCCCAACUUGGUCCUUUUGGUGUAAGGCCCUUUGGAGUAUUUCUGCUGGUUACUGGAUUUGAUGACUAUGGGCCACAAUUAUACCAGGUGGAUUCCUAUUUCUCAUGGAAGGCCUUGGCAAUGGGGAAGAAUGUUUCAAAUGUAAAAAUAUUCCUAGAGAAGAGUACACCGUACGCAGAUGAUAUGGAGCUUGAUGAUGCUGUGCAUACAGCUAUUUUGAUGCUGAAGGAGGGAGAAGAUGUGGAUGAUGAUUGA
Quercus robur (English oak) is the source of this 342-nucleotide messenger RNA. RefSeq names its product proteasome subunit alpha type-2-like. Gene Ontology annotation, cellular component: proteasome core complex, alpha-subunit complex; proteasome core complex. The transcript is spliced from 5 exons. The record is from RefSeq and is a predicted model, not a curated record. Lineage: Eukaryota; Viridiplantae; Streptophyta; Magnoliopsida; Fagales; Fagaceae. The coding region runs from base 1 to 342 and encodes 113 amino acids.